Opisthorchis viverrini is the source of this 1478-nucleotide messenger RNA. RefSeq lists its product as hypothetical. Gene Ontology annotation, biological process: transmembrane transport. Lineage: Eukaryota; Metazoa; Platyhelminthes; Trematoda; Opisthorchiida; Opisthorchiidae. The coding region runs from base 1 to 984 and encodes 327 amino acids. The record is from RefSeq and is a predicted model, not a curated record. The transcript has 7 exons. Gene Ontology annotation, cellular component: mitochondrial inner membrane.
AUGACUGCCGCACGCUCAACCACUGAGUCGAACACAGCAGCUCCUCAACCGACGAAAACUAGUCUGCGCUAUAACCUUCUGGCUGGUGGCUUGGCUGGCUGUGUUGCAAAAUCCACGAUAGCCCCACUAGAUCGAGCUAAAAUCACAUUUCAGUCUACUGUCCGGCCCUUCACUGUGCGCGAAUUAUACCGUUUCCUUGAAGAGAGUGUUGUUGAACAGGGCUUCUUCAGUUUAUGGCGAGGCAACACCGCCACUUUAUCCCGCAUUUUCCCAUAUGCGGCGAUCCAGUAUUCAGCCCACGAACGUUACAAACACGCAUUGGGAAUCGAUCUUCCGGAUAUGUCACACAUGAGACUUUCGGAUUUGCGUCUUCGACGGUUCCUUGCCGGUUGCAUGGCAGGCACAACAUGUGUUGUCACCACCUACCCCUUGGACUUUGCCCGGGCCCGUAUGGCUGUGACAACGUCCAAGAGGUACCACAAUGUCAUUCACGCCCUUCGCACAGUAACCACAGAAGAGGGCGCACGGGCAUUGUAUCGCGGUUUUAUUCCUGCGAUUCUUGGAAUCAUCCCCUACUCAGGGAUCGCAUUUUUCACUUUUGAAACGCUCAAGGAACAUCGAUUAAAUAGACAUAUGGCCGUUCUGAAGACUCGGCCGGAGAAACUGAGACCUUUCGAGAACCUAUGUUGUGGUGCCUUUUCCGGUGUCCUUGGUCAGACAGCCUCAUACCCAUUGGAUAUUGUCCGCAGACGAAUGCAAAAUGCAGCAGUUACAGGUCAUCCGGAAUACUUAAACAACAUUUGGCACACAAUGUACAUUGUUUAUUCCACCGAAGGAGUGUUUCACGGUCUAUACAAGGGUGUUACAAUGAACUGGAUCAAAGGCCCGAUCGCAGCUGGAAUAAGCUUCACGGUGUUUCACCAAUUGCAACACUUCUUGCACUGGUAUGACAGGAAAUCCGCUCACGAUAAUGGCGAUGGAUAGCGCUUGUAUCUCUCAGUUCCCGCUUUCGCUAUUCUCAUGGCACAACAGCUAGAUAUGCUGUUCACUGCAUUUUUACGUUGCCACUGGUUUCUAAAUUAUUUUCUUACCGAUAAGAAAAUUACGUAUUUUCCGAUUCUGAUCUGCCAAUUAAUUUUGUCCUCGGACUGACAGUUCACUACAACGAUCCACUGUGCUUUUUUCUGCCCUGAAUCAUCCACAGGUGACUGCUGUUUUCAACUCGGGGACAUCUGAUUUCCCUUGUUGUCUCCUCACCUCGGACCGCCUUAUUACACAUACAUAUGUCUUUCAGUAGAAACUUCUCGUUCUCCAUUCCCAUUUGCAAGUGAUGUGCACUCUACAGUCACUUCGUUGCGUCUUAUUUAUGUACGAUCUUACUACCACUCUAGCGUUGGCAAGUGUCAAGCCCGAUUGUAUGCAUAAGCUUUUACUGUUUGAAAUCGAUUCUUGUUUGAUUCGCUUCGCCCGUACUUUAG